CUACAGGCGUUUACACUACGUCCUACGCCGUGUAACAGUCGGAGAGCCUGGUCGGUUUACAAUUCGUGAUGCUGAGAUCUGGUUGUUUUGGCCGUGAUCUGGUCCAAUAAAAAAGGCAGAAUACAGAGAAGGAGAGGAGCAUGAGUGACUACCUAGAUGCAAAAUAUUGAAAGCAAAAGAUGGAUAUGCAUUUAUCCCGCUUACUUCAAUUCGAAGAGAACCGUGUUUGAAGGAAGGCGGCUGCCUAAAAGCAAGUGUAUCGAUAAUCCAACGGCUUCGGAGAUCAAUGAUGUAUUGACAGCUGCUGGUUGCACUAUAGAAAUAGAAAAUAAGGUUCAUCCACGGGAACCAAACAAAUUUGAUCCGAACUACCGGGGUCGAAUUCGUGUACAGCUAAGGAGUGAAGAUGGCGCUCCGCUCAGUGACCAGUUUGCCACACGAAAAGCUACACUCAACUAUCUAUGUGAAAUGAUCCCGAAGUUAAAGUCGAGACAACAAAAGCAGGGUGCAGGGGAUUCUGGUGCCCAGCCGGGGGCAUCAGCUGGAGGCAAAGACAAGCGAAAGGGAAAGAAAAAACGAUAACGUUGUAUGGAGUAAAUGUUUUAUUUGUAGCAUCUAUGGGAUUUUACCUUAUCUGUGUUCAUCACUAAUCAAUAAAUGUCAUUCUUUCAUCUACAUAA
Messenger RNA from Priapulus caudatus, 680 nucleotides. Its product is annotated as signal recognition particle 19 kDa protein-like. Gene Ontology annotation, biological process: SRP-dependent cotranslational protein targeting to membrane, signal sequence recognition; SRP-dependent cotranslational protein targeting to membrane. Gene Ontology annotation, molecular function: 7S RNA binding. The coding region runs from base 157 to 582 and encodes 141 amino acids. NCBI's taxonomy places the organism in Eukaryota, Metazoa, Priapulida, Priapulimorpha, Priapulimorphida, Priapulidae. The transcript has 5 exons. Gene Ontology annotation, cellular component: signal recognition particle, endoplasmic reticulum targeting. The record is from RefSeq and is a predicted model, not a curated record.